This is a messenger RNA of Lactuca sativa (garden lettuce), 1833 nucleotides long. Its product is annotated as putative F-box/FBD/LRR-repeat protein At1g78760. NCBI's taxonomy places the organism in Eukaryota, Viridiplantae, Streptophyta, Magnoliopsida, Asterales, Asteraceae. The record is from RefSeq and is a predicted model, not a curated record. Gene Ontology annotation, molecular function: protein binding.
UUCGGUUUUAACCAAAUAGGUAACGGCCGUAUUACUUUCACCCUCGAGGAAACGCUUGCUGUUGCCGCUUGCCUCUGGAUUUUAGUUAUCAGGGAUGAGAAGCAGUGCCAGUGCAGGGGAAGUGGAAGAUGUUCCGGAGUUGAUGCAGCGUAUACAAUCAUGGUUGCCGGUAAAAGAAGCAGCCCGCACAAGCGUGUUGUCCAAGUCAUGGCUGCACGCUUGGUCAACCAUCCCUACCCUCAUCUUCAGUGUUGGAAGAGAAAGAUGCAUGAAUUUGGUGUAUGUGGACCGCGUUCUAUACAGGUAUCUCCGUGACAACAUACCAAUCGAAAGGUUUGACCUUAUGAUCGACGUGGAGAACCAGGAGUCAGCUUCUCAUGCUGAAAAAUGGAUGGGGCCCGUGGCAAACAAAACUUGUCUCAAAGAGUUUUCCCUCUCAAUCACCCUUAAUGGUGCCUCGUUUACGUUGCCAGAUGAGAUACUCUCGGGUGAAAACCUAACUAAGAUAACAGUUUCAGGUACGACUGGGGGCCGUGUUCCGAUGACGACUAGCCAGCAUCCUGUGAUCAAGUGUGUGUCCCUACGAGAACUGCACUUGGAUUGUGUAUGCAUAAGUGAAGAGGCACUUAAUCACAUAUUGUCGUCUUGUAGCUUGCUUGUUAAGAUAGUGCUUUUCAAUUCUUGCAAUGGGUUCAACACCAUCAAGGUUAAAAACCUUCCUCGUCUUUAUGAAUUACGAAUAAAUUUAAAUGCUGUAGACUCUACUGCUUUGGAAAUCAGUGAUGUCCCAAAUCUUGGCCUGUUUAGCUACGAACUAGAUGUACGAUUUUGGCUGCACGAUCACCCCCCUCCUCCAUUCAACGCCUCUUCAAUAUCAUUAGGAAGAAGCGUGACACACUUAACGUUAGCUGGUGUGAUAACGGACAAUGCGUGUCUUGACAUCUUCAAAUCGCAAUUUCCUUUUCUCCAGAGUUUGACACUUUAUUUGACAUCUUGGAUGUUGGGAAGCUUCCAUUUAACAUGUCCUUCCAUCAAAAUAUUGUUCUUGCUGUCGUGCCCAGCCAUGGUUAUCGAUGUACAAGUUUAUGCUCCAAAAUUACUUUAUUUCCAUCUUUCUGGCUGCAUAUUGCCUAGUCUUCUGUUUCCACUCUCGUCUCUUCAGCAUUUCAAGGUUUCACUCAUGCUCCGGCUUCCUGUUGAUGCAGACUUUUUUCUUAUGAUGAGGGAAGCAUUCGAGUUAUCACGCUUGUGCUACCUUCAUAUAUCAACUGACAACUCUAUUCCACCAUUGGAUAUUGACAUCGAUGAUCUACGAACAAGGCUCCUGCUUCCUCCUGCUACUAACAUGCAAGAACUGUGGUUUGAAACGGAUGAGGACGAAGGCCUGUGGGAGCGAUCUCCAUUUUUUGAUGCAUUCUUUGAGAUUUGCCAUCCCAAGCAAGUAUUUCCACAGCCAGAUGUUUCCUUCAAGCAAAACAAUCACUUUUGCAGGCUUAUGUUGAGGGAGGUAUUGGAGAAAAAGAAUACUAGAACUGCGUAUUGGCCUCAUUACCUGAAACAUGUUCAAAUAAGAUGGGAUCCUCAUAAAAAAUGGAAAGCCCUAACAAAUUCUCACAGAAGCUUGCUAGACGGGUCGAUUCCUGAUCUCUAUCCCGAGUUCAAACUAAAGUGGCGUUAACCACCAUCUCUAUUUGUUUUACUAUUACAUGUUUUAAUUUUCGUUUUAUCCUACUAUGUAUUUCAAACAUAUUUAAACAUAUAAUUAUAAAUGAUGUAUUUAUUUGGUAGGCCAUUCGCUGCGUAUAUACACACCCUAUUAUUAUUUAUUGCUAA